Messenger RNA from Puccinia graminis f. sp. tritici CRL 75-36-700-3, 1562 nucleotides. RefSeq lists its product as uncharacterized. The transcript is spliced from 2 exons. Lineage: Eukaryota; Fungi; Basidiomycota; Pucciniomycetes; Pucciniales; Pucciniaceae. The coding region runs from base 96 to 1067 and encodes 323 amino acids. The record is from RefSeq and is a predicted model, not a curated record.
CGGGGACCCUUUAUAAGAUACAGGGAAAAAUAAAAGUCAAAACAAACUUCUUCAGGACGAACCAACAAGUUUUCGACUCACUAACGGUUCUCAACAUGCCGACCAACGCUGCCUCGGGCUCAUGGUGCACCAUCAGUGCCAUCACACCAAGUACUACAACAGGCACAUCAGGAACAGCCAAUCAGACGGACGCGACGAAAACGGCCUGUCAAGAAUACAAGCAUGAAACGAGCACAGACCCGACGACGGGGGCGAUCCAAGAAAUAGUGACGAUCGAAUCGCAAAAUGCAUGUCCAUUUGAGAUCUCGUUGAACGUCAAACCGACGACAUGCUCAUCCAUCCAUUCGGAUAGACUGAUAGCAGAGGACUAUGUUUUCGACUUCUACUUAGAUGGGGUCAGCAUCGCUAGCGGUCAACAACCCAAAUCCCAGCCGUAUCUUCCCUGGAACAUCUCAUACAUAAACCAAUCGGAUUACUCGACCAUCCGGACCCUCCAAUUCGCCAAAGUCAAUCUCGUCGAUCCAGAUGAAGAUGGCGACCAGAUCUGCAACGAUGAAAAGGUCAUCAAGUCGCUCGGCACCAUUCAGAUUAACGUCACCAAAGCUCAGCUGGUCUGCCUUCCCAGGAAACCUGUAGCGCCUAUCAAUCAGGCUGAUCUUGCUCAGACCUCUAAUCAGAUGAAGUUUUCCGAACGUUCUAAGAAAGCUUGUUUGGCCACCACUGCUGGAUUAGCUCAGCCAACUGCCAAUCUUCAACCUCCCCCUACGAUGAAGUGGUAUGUCCAAACGAAAGACCCGCAACCAUUCCUACAAUUUAUCUUCAAAUAUAAACCAAGAGCAAUCUUAGAAUCUGAAGGAACGAUCGAACCGACGAUAGUCCAUGAAGAGGUUGAAUCAUCAGAUCAUGUAUCGGACAAAGAAAAUCAACCCAAGAGGGAAAAAACGAAGAAUGAGAAUAACAAGCGAAUCAAGAUUGAGGAUGAUGAUGAGCCGACGAAGAAGAAUGGUCAAAAGAAGGACAAGAAGCCGAAGAUAGUUGAUUUGACGUUGUCUGACGAUGAUGAUUGAUGACCUCCCUGCUUCUCUGAUUGUGCCCUCGCCAAUGAUGUUUUCAUUUCACGUCUCGUGACAAUAUACAUUGAGUUUACCUCCCCUACGCGCGCUUCUUUCAAUAUGACCAUCUAGACAUAAAUAUCAUUACCAAAAAAAAAAACUCAACAGAUUCCAAUUUUUUGUUUAAUUGCAUUAGCUAUACCCAUUUGAGUUCCUCAACUUGCACCCUUCCAUCCAUGAUCCACUCUUCUUUCGAUUGCUCCGGACUCAUCUAUCACCAUUUCUUUCUUCCUUCCUCGCCUCGUUAUGUAUAAUCAUUUUCAAUCCCUCUCUCUUUGAACUGCGAAAAUAAUGAAUGAUCUCGUGACUCCAUGAAUCAUCAUGAAUCUAAUCAAAUGAUCUACGCUCCUCAACUCACUCUCUCCGUCUUGUUUGGAGAAGAACGUUGUUAGUAAUUAGUUUUAGUAUGGUUGAUCAAAGGAUUACUUUCACCAAUGGCUUUCGCUUCGA